This is a messenger RNA of Purpureocillium lilacinum, 1020 nucleotides long. Lineage: Eukaryota; Fungi; Ascomycota; Sordariomycetes; Hypocreales; Ophiocordycipitaceae. The record is from RefSeq and is a predicted model, not a curated record.
AUGUACGGUCCUGUUAACGCUCUUACGAAUAUCACGGUCUUCGCAUACGAUAUCUGGGUCAGUUCGAUAGAAUAUCAACGCCUCGCGCCGGCCGUCAGACGCAAACGAGGCCUGUGUGUACCAACCAACCUGCGAAUCUCUGGCCUGUGUGUCCGGUUCCUUGGUCCUGGCCUCGGGGGGCUUUUGCGUGCCUGGUGGCUCUCUGUCUGCCGCAGACGGGCCGAUGCUGGGGCGGGACUUGUUCGGCCUUGCUCGUCGGCACUGCCGCCUCGCAGCGGUCGACACCGUGCUCGGAGUCGUCGAGUUGGACGCGCGAGCGUCUGGCACCGACACGGCGCACGGGCGGGGGCACGUUGGCACACACCGGCAUUGGAGACGGGUAGCAGUCUAGGUAGUGGAAUUGGAAUUGAGGAAUUUAGAGUCUGCGGAUGGCGGUCCCUCCCUGCCUCGGUGCCUCACGUGAGGCGCGGCAUUGUCUGGUGCAGGGUCUCGGCGCGGAGACUGGCCCUUUCGGCAUGGCCACUGGUGGCACAACGGUCGCAGCGUGUGGCGUCGAUCGAGGGCACUGCACACGAUGGCCCAGGGUGUCUGCCCGCACCGAUUGGUGCGUCGGCGCCUGCGUGGAAAGAGGAUCGAGAUGGGCUGAUGUUUCGGCACGACCGUACCUACACAGCUCGGGAACGGCUGCGCUGUAAUCAACACGACCUAGAAGUUCUCUUGAGCGCUGGCGGCGGAGCGCUGGCAGCGCCCCGUGGCCUGUGGCCACCGUUACCUUUCCAGCGCCGCGGCCCCGCUCUUCCCGCUCCGCCUGCCUGGGUGACCUUCCAUUUCAAAGCCAUCAGUCCCGUCCGCUCCGCUGUCUCUAGCGUCCACUGCCGUCAUGUUACAUCACAUAAGCGGCAGUUGACUGACUUGCUUCUUCCAUCCCGCGACAGGUGGCCUCUUCUCAGCGUCCUUUCCCACCAACAGACCUUUUGCCGUGACUGGUCAUCGCGGAAUCUCUUGACUGACGAAUCGUGA